CGUGCGCGAGCGGCGGGGCUUUCUCCGGAGCCGUCGGAGGGAGCCGGAGCGCUUCUCCCGAGUUGGCGAUCGAUCAGUUGUGGUCCAACAUGCAGGAGUGAGUGAGUGGUGAAAGGCAGCAGAGCUGAUGGGUGGUGAGGAUGUAAGUGCGUUUGAAGGCUCUCACACCCUCUACUCCAGGACAGAAUCAUGAAUAAACUGGAGGACACGCAGGACCAGAUGAUACCAUGAAGAGAAGUUUACAGGCCCUCUAUUGCCAACUGUUAAGCUUCCUCCUGAUCUUGGCACUGACCGAAGCACCGGUGUUUGCUGCCCAGGAACCAUCUCCCAGGGAAUCUCUUCAAGUCUUCCCCUCAGGCACCACCCCAGGCACCAUGCUGACAGCACCCCUCAGCUUCACCAGACACUCCUCCAUGGUGGCUGCCCCCGCCUCCAUGGUAACACGGACCCCUCAUCCCGACAGACCCUCCUCACAGGCCACGGCUCCCAUGGCAACGAUGACGCCCCAUCCAGACGGACACCCUCCUACAAACACUGUCUCCACCAUCAUGGCAACAGCAACCACUCCCCAACCUGAAGGCCCCCUGUCCACAGGGCCACCUCCUGCUGCCAUGGCAACCACAUCCUCCCACUCAGAAGGCCGCCCCCCAGGGGAGGCUACACCCACCAUCCUGCCGACAAAGCAGAGGAGAGCCACCAGCCGCCCCCCCACAGCACCCUCCCGGGUGACCACACGUAGGCCCCCCAGGCCUCCAGGCUCUUCCCGAAAGGGAACUGGCAGUUCACGCCCUGUCCCGCCUGCACCCAGCGGUCACUCUGUGAGGAAGGAAGGCCAGCGGGGACGAAAUCAGAGUUCCACACACCUGGGGCAGAAGCGGCCCCUGGGGAAAAUCUUUCAGAUUUACAAAGGCAACUUCACAGGAUCUGUGGAGCCUGACCCCUCCAUCCUCACCCCCCGGAACCCACUCUGGGGUUACUCCUCCUCACCACAGCCCCAGACAGUGGCCACAACCUUGGCGCCCAGCAGGACCUCGUGGGUACCACCCACCACCCCCCUGGUGCCUGCAGAGGACAAGCCCGGCCUUAGCAGAGCAGACCAAGGGGGUGGUUCCACCUUCACCAGCCAAGGAGGGGUCACCCCUGGCAUUAGCAGACCUCCAUCUGCCAGCUCUGGGGUCUUCACGGCUGCCACGGGGCCCACCCAGGCUGCCUUUGACGCCAGUGUCUCAGCCCCUUCUAAGGGGCUUCCUCAGGGAACAUCCUCAGCCCCUCAGGCUCCAGCCAGCUCCCCCGGGGUUUCAGAAAGCACUGUUUCCCAAGCCGAGGAAGAGGCUUUGGCCACCACCACCAUGGCUGGCAGGGUGCCCAGUCCUCUCUCCACGGUGGUGUCCACGGCCACAGGAAACUUUCUCAACCGUCUGGUCCCCGCCGGGACCUGGAAGCCAGGAACAGCAGGGAACAUCUCCCAUGUGGCCGAAGGGGACAAACCCCAGCACAGAGCCACCAUCUGCCUGAGCAAGAUGGACAUCGCCUGGGUGAUUCUGGCCAUCAGCGUGCCCAUCUCCUCCUGCUCCGUCCUGCUGACCGUGUGCUGCCUGAGGAGGAAGAAGAAGCCGGCCAACCCCGAGAACAGCCUGAGCUACUGGAACAACGCCAUCACCAUGGACUACUUCAGCAAGCAUGCCGUGGAGCUUCCGAGGGAGAUCCAGUCCCUUGAAACCUCUGAGGACCAGCUCUCGGAGCCCCGGUCCCCAGCCAACGGCGACUACAGAGACACCGGGAUGGUCCUCGUUAACCCCUUCUGCCAAGAAACGCUGUUUGUGGGAAACGAUCAAGUGUCGGAGAUCUAAGUGCAGCAGCCCUCGCUUUGCCGUUCCUUCCUUUUGUCUCUAAAUUAUCCACGUACAAAUAUAUAUUAUAAAUGUCAUCUUUGUGUAACCCUGACUUGAUGAUAAAAAGUUUUCAGUCUUUUUUUUUCCUAAGAAUUGUCAACAUCUUUUUUAUAAGUGUGGUUAGAAAAAAAAUUUACAGAACGAUCCGUGGCUUUAUAAAAUAAAGGUAUUUCUAAGCAAA
Messenger RNA from Vicugna pacos (alpaca), 2073 nucleotides. Lineage: Eukaryota; Metazoa; Chordata; Mammalia; Artiodactyla; Camelidae. The record is from RefSeq and is a predicted model, not a curated record.